GCUAGCUAGGUUCACCCCGUGACCGCGCAGUGACCCGUCCCGUCGCCCACUCUCCGCGCUCCUUCCCGAUGGAACCCUCCCGUCCUUUGGGCACCUACUACACGGCUGGCUCCAUUGAAGACCUCGCCCACCCAGUUGAAGGAUCCCCUGCUUGUGCUUGUGCUUGUGCUUGUGCUGGGAAGAUGGAGAAGGAGCUCUAGCGGUUCCACUGCGCUGAAGUUGCCCGAUUAUUCGUGUAGCAAUGCACAAGAAGAAAGAAACUAUUCGUGCAUCAGGGAUGGAUGACUGCAUAGACCUCUGUUCUUCAUCAGAAGAGGAAGGAGGAGGAGUUCCUGCAGGGAGAGUCGAGUCAGAGUCUGAUUCUGAAUUUGAUGAAAAUGCUGAAGGAGGAGUCGAGUCAGAGUCUGAUUCAGAAUUUGAUGAAAAUGCUGAAGGAGUUGAUUCAGAGCCUGAUCCGGAAUUUGAAAAAAAUGGUAAAGGACAUGGAGUAAAUCAUAAUGGACAUGGAAAAGGAGGAGAUCCUGGAGGGGUCGCCGAGUCAGAGUUUGAUUCAGAAAUCGGAGAGCAUGACAAAGGAAUUGCAAAGAACACGUACAUCGGAUCAAGGUGCAGCGUGAAGAAACUGUACAACCUGAUCCAUGGAUUAGAUGAAGAGAAGAAAGGCUAUGUGAGGGAGAUUGGUUUUGGGGGCCUGCUUCUCCUGCCAAAGCUCAUGAGGACAAAUCGGCACUUCCUCAUGUGGCUGCUAAGCAAAGUUGAUGAGGAAGCAAGCUCUAUCAUCACAGGUUACCGCAGGGACAUACCUUUCCAUGAUAAAGAUGUGGAAACUGUGCUGGGAAUUCCAUGUGACGGCGCACCGGUACAGAAUGAACAACACGGUGUUCCUGAGAAUGUGAUAGCAGCGAUCCGAAAGACUCUCGGAAUAUCCGAAUCGGAGCACGACAUAGGUCCGGUGGUUGCGAUUGUGAAGAAGGUCAGGGGCCAAAAGAUGACAAAAGCAGAAAUAUCAAAAUUCAAGAUUGCCUUUGUUAUAUGCGUGGCGACGUACCUGUUUGCCCCAACAAUGAAAAAUGACUACUUUGUGACGGAUUACUGGGACGCGCUUAAAAACCCUGACAUAAUUCAUUUGCACAAUUGGUCCGGUUACGUGAGGUCGGAGACUUUAAGAGCAGCAAAGAGGGUUAAAGCUGAUCUGCUUGGAGGUAGCAAGAAGUCUAACCUAUCUGGAUGCCUGCCUUUCAUUCAGACGUUCUAUUUGGAUAACUUGGAGGUGAACGGUGGAAAUAUCCCACACGACGAAUUCCCCAGGAUACAGUUUUACACGCUGGAGGUGAUCAACGCGAUAGUUGAAGACGACACGAGGUCGCGUAAGGGAGCAGAACUUGUCACAUAUGGCCGAUUGCUGCCACGUCACGAAGCACUGGUGUGCUAUCAGAGGAACCCCGCGAACAGGAACAAUGUUGCUGGCGCAUCAAAUGUGUUUAACAGAGGCGAAUCUAGGUGCGCCGAGACCGGGUCUAUGACCAUAGAUGAGAUUGAAUCGCUAGUUAUAGAUAAGGUUUCAUCCUUCGCAGCGGCCUGUGAAUAUGUUUUGACAAGUUUUUCAAGGAAGAAGGAAGAGGAGAAGCAGAGGCACCAAGCUGCCUUGACAGACCUCGAGAACCAGUCGCAGCAACAGGUCAAGAAUGAGUCGAGGAAAGUGAGAGAUCAACUGAAAAUACUCUUUGCUGGAAUUAGGCAUCAGGAUGGAGUAAGCUGGAAUAUGAAGGGAAAACGCCCUUUAUAUGAAGAUCCAGCGCCAACUGAGGAUGCUGAUGUUGGUUGCCCUAACUCCGAUAUGCCUCAAGAUAGCCAUUCAUCACCAGCUGCAGAGAUACCUGGCCAUGGAUCUGAACUGGCGCGUCUUGGUAUCAAGAGGGUAAUUAAAAGAAGGAAAGAGUGAUGUUUUAUCGUCGCUUGUCCAGAUCACAUAUAUAUUGUGACCGGAAUAAUUCUAUCUUUUCUGUAUUGUGAAAUCUGGUGCAUACAUAACAAGAUAACAUGAGCGGAGGCAAAAAAAAAAGUGAUGAUGGCUGCUUUUGUUAUGUCUGAGCACCUGCGUGUGCGGUGAUCUAGGGGUAAAAGGGUGUGGUUUUCCCCCUUUCCCUUUGUAAGUUUGAGGGCAUGUGGCCUUUGAGAACUUUCAGUUUGUCUCUGGUAGGGAGUUUAAAACUGUGUUCUUCA
Molecule: messenger RNA, 2223 nt
Organism: Triticum dicoccoides
Lineage: Eukaryota; Viridiplantae; Streptophyta; Magnoliopsida; Poales; Poaceae
Exons: 6
Coding region: 242-1942 (566 amino acids)
Source: RefSeq, a predicted model, not a curated record